Urocitellus parryii (Arctic ground squirrel) is the source of this 1645-nucleotide messenger RNA. RefSeq names its product olfactory receptor 2V1-like. The record is from RefSeq and is a predicted model, not a curated record. Lineage: Eukaryota; Metazoa; Chordata; Mammalia; Rodentia; Sciuridae. Gene Ontology annotation, cellular component: membrane. Gene Ontology annotation, molecular function: G protein-coupled receptor activity; olfactory receptor activity. Gene Ontology annotation, biological process: G protein-coupled receptor signaling pathway.
AAUAAAACUGAAUUGCCCGGUUCAUGUGGUUAAUAAAUUUUGCUGCUUAAAUACUUUUCCUGAAAACAAACAAACAAAAAACCAAACACAUUCUUGAUUGUGUGCCAAAGAAAAGAACAAUUUCUAGCAGAGGCAGAAGCAGUUUCCCACAUAUUAAAGAGCUUAAAAUUAAUUUCUUAACUAUUACAGAAAGUCCUAAAACUUAACAACCAUCAUCACCUGCAUUUUUCUUAAAGGCUCCACACAUUUUUUCCUAAACCAAGUCACAUUUUAAAAGAACAACACAUUGGGCAAAGUUGCAACGUCCUUCGUACUGUUACACUAAGUGUAAACCUUCUGCUUCCAGAUCCCUACCAUCUCUCCAGUGCCUUGCAGGAACAAUGGCCUGGGCAGGAAACCAGACUUUCAUCUCCCACUUCAUCCUCCUGGGCCUCUUCACCCAGUCGCCAUUACAUCUCUUCCUCUUCUCCAUCAUCAUGAUAAUGUUUCUGGUGGCCCUUUCUGGCAAUGGGCUCAUGAUCCUCCUCAUCAAUGUCGACUCCAGCCUCCACAGCCCCAUGUACUUCUUCCUCAGCUGGCUGUCACUCAUGGACCUCAUGCUCAUCUCCACCAUUGUGCCACGGAUGGCCGCCGACUUUCUGCUUGGCGGUGGCUCCAUCUCCUUUACAGGCUGUGGACUCCAGAUCCUCUUCUUCCUCACCCUCUUGGGGGAUGAAUGCUUCCUGUUGGCCUUCAUGGCCUACGACCGCUACGUGGCCAUCAGCAACCCACUGAGGUACUCAGUGGUUAUGAGUCGCCGAGUCUGCUGGCUCAUGGUGGCGGGAUCCUGGCUCUUUGGACUGGUGGAUGGGCUGAUCCAGGCUGUCUUCACCCUCCGCUUCCCCUACUGCGGUUCCCAGGAGAUAGACCACUUCUUUUGUGAGGUCCCUGCAGUGCUCAAGCUGGCCUGUGCUGACACCUCCCUCUACGAGACCAUGAUCUACGUCUGCUGUGUCCUCAUGCUGCUCCUGCCUUUCUCUGUCAUCUCGGCCUCCUACCUGCGGAUCCUGGUGGCAGUGCUCCGCAUGCGCUCUGUGGAGGGCCGGCAGAAGGCUUUUGCUACCUGCUCCUCCCAUAUGACCGUGGUCUCCCUCUUCUAUGGGGCAGCCAUGAUUACCUACAUGCGACCCCAGGCCUACCACUCCGCCAAGCAGGACAAAGUGGUCUCUGCCUUCUACACCAUGAUCACCCCCAUGCUCAAUCCUCUCAUCUACAGUCUGAGGAACAAGGAAGUGGCCGGGGCUUUGAGGAAACUCCUGGGAAGGUGCCCCUGUGGGCACUAAAUUGAUGUUGCCAUCUGAUGAUGUGGGCUCUGCAGCCAGGUGACCAAUUGUAGUUUGAUUAGAAGAGAAACAGAUGUGACCUACUGAAAAAACAACUUUCUGAUCAGAGUUAAUCAAAUUAACACAUCAAUUUAAUCUAUCAUGCUCACACUGAGUAUGAAAGGCUGGGCCUACCAGGUUACAAAGAGCGGAAGACCGAAGCUACCAGGAGAGUCAGCAGGUAACAGCUGUUUUGUCCUUCUCCAGGAAAUACCCAUGACUGAGGACAGCCACCUUGUCCCAAGUCUUGCCCUUUUCUUUGGGGUCUUUCUGCAUUCCAUUAC